CUCCUCAGUAGUCGGUACUUGUGAGAGAAAAACAAAUUUCAUCUCAGCUUUAUUGUUCUUUUUAAGCAUUUUCAGCCUCAUGUAUUUCAGUGGAAGAUUUUUUUAUUUUUUUUCAAUGAUCCCUGUUUAUCUCUUCCUAUACAGUCUAGGAUUUUUCCAGUAAUAUUAACCCCGAUGAUUGAAUAUGGAAUUGUUAUACUUCGAUUCAUUCCUUUAAUUUGUUUGAUCAUCUUAAAAGAAAGAACAAAAAAAUCAGGAAUGGAGCUACACUUUCCCAUUUAAAUCCAGUUUGAGGAAUCAAAAAAGCUUGAUCAACCAUGGCCCUAGUAAUUACAUUAACGAAAAUUAAUUAUUUUCUGACUGAAUCAACCACUUCUAAAUUAAUUUUCAUGUUCCUUCCCUUAAAAUAACCCAGAGAAAAAUGAAAAAAUUAAUUAAUUUCUGAAUAAUCAAUGAAGAACGAUCUACCACAGCUUAAAUUACAAAAUCAAAUCGAGAUUUGGAAACAAUUUGAGAGAAAAAUACUAGUACAUGUUUCGUAGUUUGUUAAUUGCAAUUAUGAACCCUGAUUGCUUGUACUAGUAUUGGUUAUCAGUGAUGGGUUUUAUCAAUUUGAAGGUUAAUUAGUAAAGAAACAAAAUACAUAGAGAAGUGUUUUUUGUUUGAUAAAUGGGUUCUGAUAAAAAUUUGCAGUAAAGUUGGGAAACUAAGGUUUUCCAUGUGAAAUUGCAGAAUCGGCUUUCAUCAAACUCUUGAUUAUAAAAAAAUUAGAAACAGAAUAUUCAGCAAGAUCUCUGGAUCUAACUACAGCUUCUAUGGUCGAUGAUUUUAGAAGUUCAUUUUUUUCCUCUUUUGAUAAUCACGAUCCACAAUCACAGGGGAGAAACUAUCAUUCUUGUUGAUAUAUUGAAGACGAAGAUGAGAGAUCUACUUGUGAGAUGUUGAUUAAAGGUUGGUGUGUGGAUGGGAAACUUGAUCAGGCUAAAAGAUUAGCUGGGGAGAUUCAUAGAGGAGGGUUUCAACUUGGAACGUCGGCUUAUGAUUCCAUUCUGGAUUGUGUCUGUAAGCUGUGUAGGAAAAAGGAUAACUUUAGACUUCAAUCCGAAGCUGAAAAGAUUCUAGUUGAGAUGGAUUAUGCAGGAGUACCUAGGAAUGUCGAGACGUUUAAUAUAUUGAUCAACAAUUUUUGCAAAAUCAGGAGAACCGAAGUAUCGGUUAAGCUGUUUGAAAGAAUGGGGGAAUGGGGAUGUAGUCCAAAUGCCGAAACUUAUCUUUUACUUAUAAAAAGUUUAUAUCAGGCGGCGAGAAUUGGUGAAGGAGAUGAAAUGAUUGACAAAAUGAAAUCUGCUGGAUUUGGGGGUGGUCUUGAUAGAAAGGCUUAUUUUGGGUUUAUAAAGGUUCUGUGUGGGAUUGAAAGGAUUGAUCAUGCAAUGAAAGUUUUUGCUAAGAUGAAGGCUGAUGGGUUCGUACCUGGUAUCAAGUCUUACGAGUUGUUGAUUGAGAAAUUGUGUUCUCAUGGGCAGACUCACAGAGCGAGUCAUCUCUCUAGUGAAGCAAAGUUGAAAGGCAUACUUGUGGAUCCCAAAGUGUAUACAUUGGAUCCGAGAUUCACUAAGAAGCCUAAGGUUGAGAAGACUGCUGUGAAGAAGAGGGAAACAUUGCCUGAGAAAAUGGCCAGGAAGAGGAAAACUCUUAAGAAGAUAAAUCUAUGUUUUGUGAAGAAGCCAAAGAAAAUGAUGCGGAGAGCUUAUUGAUUGCAGUCUGGACUUAGCUAGCAUUCCGGGGAGAUGGCAGUGUCUUGAGAGGUAUUACUCAAUUGAGCAAAGCUUUUCUGGUGGUAAUUUUUGUGUACUGUGCUUCAUGUUGCUCUUGUCAACACUAAAAUUCAAAAUUUAUUUUAGUUGAU
Messenger RNA from Papaver somniferum (opium poppy), 1906 nucleotides. RefSeq names its product pentatricopeptide repeat-containing protein PNM1, mitochondrial-like. Gene Ontology annotation, molecular function: protein binding. The transcript has a single exon. The coding region runs from base 939 to 1754 and encodes 271 amino acids. Lineage: Eukaryota; Viridiplantae; Streptophyta; Magnoliopsida; Ranunculales; Papaveraceae. The record is from RefSeq and is a predicted model, not a curated record.